AAAGUCAUGCUUUCGUUUUUGGGGUACAUUAUUAUUUUAAAUACCAUUUUUACUUACGUCCCCUAGUAGAAAGAAGUAUACUUAAAAUACAACAUUGGAACCCCUGGUGGCAAAUGGCGGAACUACGCAAAACUGUCAGAUUGGGAUCAGCUGCUGUCAUGAGAAAACAACAAUCGUUGUCCAGCCAAAAAGGUAUAAAAGGAGACGCAUUUCACACAAUCGAGAUCAGUCUUCUGUUGAUGGCUGGUAAGUCAAGUGUGAUUGGGAGGAAGAAAAGGCGCGCAACCUCGGUUGAAUUGAGUCUUAGUAAGCCAAACAAUAAGCCUUGACUAUUUGUGGAGACUGGACUGGACAGAACGCAGGGUCAAGUGAGGGUUGUAGCAAUACUCCCUAUUCUUCGGGCUGCGUUGACGGCGACUGAACGCAGGGUCAAGUGAGGGUUGUAGCAAUACUCCCUAUUCUUCGGGCUGCGUUGACGGCGACUGAACGCAGGGUCAAGUGAGGGUUGUAGCAAUACUCCCUAUUCUUCGGGCUGCGUUGACGGCGACUGAACGCAGGGUCAAGUGAGGGUUGUAGCAAUACUCCCUAUUCUUCGGGCUGCGUUGACGGCGACUGAACGCAGGGUCAAGUGAGGGUUGUAGCAAUACUCCCUAUUCUUCGGGCUGCGUUGACGGCGACUGAACGCAGGGUCAAGUGAGGGUUGUAGCAAUACUCCCUAUUCUUCGGGCUGCGUUGACGGCAACUGAACGCAGGGUCAAGUGAGGGUUGUAGCAAUACUCCCUAUUCUUCGGGCUGCGUUGACGGCGACUGAACGCAGGGUCAAGUGAGGGUUGUAGCAAUACUCCCUAUUCUUCGGGCUGCGUUGACGGCGACUGAACGCAGGGUCGAGUGAGGGCUGUAGCAAUACUCCCUAUUCUUCGGGCUGCGUUGACGGCGACUGACGUACUCAUCGGGCUGCUGCUGUGCCAAAGCUGCCGCCACCCGAUUCGUCGUGCGCGUAUUCAUCAGGCCGCCGCUGUGCCAAGCUGCCGCCACUACUACUCGUCGCUCGCCUAUUCAUCGGGCCGCCGCUGUGCCAAAGCCGCCGCCACCCUAUUCGUCGCUCGCCUAUUCAUCGGGCCGCCGCUGUGCCAAGCUGCCGCCACUCUCUAUUCGUCGCUCGCCUAUUCAUCGGGCCGCCGCUGUGCCAAGCUGCCACCACUGCUACCCGUUUAUUAACAUUUCGACUGAACUUUGUGAUUUAGUGUUCUUCGUAAAAAGUUCUGAACGUGAUUUUAUUGUGUUUAGUGUAGUGUUUAGUGUUAUUUAAGGAAAUAAAUUUAUAACGUUUUAAGAAAAUAUUUUUGCUUCGCUCUCUCUCUCUCUUUAUGUCCUAACAAAUAAAUUUUUGUGACGACUCUGGCCCCCGCUGAACCUACCCCAGCUUCAAAGUGAAAACACGUCGUCACAAUGGCGCCCGAGCAGGGACUAUAAAAGAGAGAAAGAAUAAAUAAAUGAGUGAACAAUAAUUAGACAAAUACAGAUGAAAACCCAGUGAAAAAAAAAAACAGUUUAAAAAAAAAAAAAAAAAAAAAAAAAAAAAAGAAAAAAAAAAAAAAAAAAAAAAAAAAAAAAAAAAAAAAAAAAAAAAAAAAAUGUCAAACGAAAAGACAAUGUUGAAGGUCUCCUGGGCCUAUAUGCUAAAGCAAGAAGACUUGGUAACAUAUCUUACUGAAUUCAAUCUUGAUCCAGUUGGAAAAGUGGACGAUCUCCGAAAAAGAUGGGCUAAAUUUCUCCACAACGACCAUGAAGCCGAUGUAUACAGACGGCUUAUAGAGUUGCAGAACAAACAUGAAAGUACCAGUCCGACCAAAUCGCCGACAUUGCGAGCCGUCACAAAACAACCCCUUAUAACCGUAACACCGUGUGGAGCAGAAGCAAUAGUAUUAUCCCCAAUAAAAACAGAGUACGCCCUUCCCCACAUUUCCGCGGAAAGGUCACAUGGAGAGUCAAGCACAGGGGUAACAAACGAUCAAAAAGUACAGAAGAUGUCGCCAACAAACCCCGAAUAUGGAUUUCAAAAAGAUUCUCCGCCCAAGCCAUCCAAUAAUUCGUCGUUACUCGUAAUUCUCGACCAAAUCCGAAAAUGGAAUAUUACUUUUGAAAAUGGAAUGGACCCUAUUGGAUUCGUAGAACGUGUAGAAGAAAUGGCUGAAAUGUACAUCGUGGAAUUGAAUCAAAUAAUUAAAGUAAUGCCAGAGUUGUUACGAGGUAAAGCUUUAAUCUGGCUAAGGAACAACAACCGACACUGGACUACCUGGAACGAAUUUAAGAGUGAUUUUCUGAAAUUCUUUUUGCCACCGAGAUACUUUGAGAAAUUGGAGGAUGAAAUUAGGAGAAGGAUACAGCGUAAUAAGGAGCCGUUUAAGGAAUAUGUACUCUCUAUACAGCAUCUUAUGCAGCACACCAAUAUGACCGAAGAACAAAAAUUGGAACGAAUUUUUAGAAACGCGCAUUCGGAUUAUCAAUGGUACAUUCGCCGUAAAGACUUUACAACACUUUCGGAAUUGAUCUCCUUGGCAGACGAACUCGAAAGCAUACCAAAUAAUUCUCGGUCAGAACAGCCUCGAAAUCAACAAAACUAUAAUCGACGUGCGGACAACUCUAGAAAUAACCUGUAUUGCACCAAUCAAGGUGACCAAGUGCUAGACGAAAGCUCAUCCAAUCCAGAAACGCAGCAGGAUGAACCCCCGGCAAAGAAGAGUAACCAGAAUAUUACAUCAUUGCAAUGUGAAGAAUAUCGCCUUACUGCAACUGUCUUAAUAGAGGGGAAAGCUAUUAAAGCAACUGUCGACACUGGUGCCACUAGCUGUUUUAUAAAAAGAGAAUUUGCGGAAAAAAUCAAGAAAAGGUUUACUUAUUCACGGCAUGAGGCAAAUGUUAUCCUCGCAGACGGCACCACGGUGAACAUCACAAGAUCAACAGUGUUACCUGUUACAUUUGGAAACCAAAGCUCAGAUGUUACAUUUCUCAUCAUGCCGCAAUUCAAGGAAAACAUCAUAUUGGGAUUGGAAUUUCUAAAACAGUUCCACACGACCAUUCACUGCGCCGGUAUAAGUGUCAAAUUAAGUAAGCCAACCACAUCAACGGAGCAUUGUACCGUGGCUAUAGGAGAGGAAACCCCAUCAAAAGAGACAUUAAAUUGACAAUACCCAAACUAAUCAGUGUCCUAAUAUAAGCCCAUACUUCAAAGACCAUCGCAAUUCUCAAAAUUUCAACAUCACGAUGGAGCAAGAUAGCCCCAACACGAAAAAAUUCAAACGGGCGAAGGAGAAAUUUCGAGCUCAUCUGGAACAAGUCGAGGCUCAAAGGCGAAGGACAAUAUUUUUAGACGAAGGUCCUAGUACCAGCCGAAAGAGGAGAACAAAUCAAUACCGUAAGCCCAAUCCAAGAAAGGGUAGCAGUCAAUCCUCAUCGCCCCAGCACCAAAUAUUCUACCGAAUGUGCAGCACAACCCCGAAUGACGUUCCACAGCAAAAGUGUAACACGACCGAAAACAACAGCGACGAUAUCGAUGAAACUGACUCUUUGAACGAGGAAACCCAGCCUAGUAGUGACGUCCCGCGUACACCAACCUACGCCCCGUGUUUUGGUUCGCCAAAUAGCUUUAAGCCGGCUUCCGAUGUGCUCUCAACACCCACUUCAAGGUGCUCAGAAAUGCCUGCUACACCGGGUAAAGAAUGGUGUCGUGACUCAGAUGACGCAUCAACUCUUCCUCGGCCCACUAUGGAGGAGUCGGAUGAAUCUCAAUCAAAUUUCGAAAUGGAUGAAGAAUGUCGGCGUAUGUUUUACGGUUACUUAGAAACCUCAGUGACUCGGCGAGCACAGUCACCCUUAUCCUCGAAUAAUUCCUCGCUGGAUGAGUCGGAUAACGAAGAUCAACGUUCCUCGUCUCCGCCAAAAAGGUAUGGUCUGGGAUUUGUCCGUCAGAAAGAUAGCCAAUACAAAUAUCUCGGAUUUCGCUGUUAUGAGAGAACAGUUACUGUGCAGCUUUUGGUCCCCGACUCCGGGGAAAAUCCAAUAUAUGAAAUAACCAACCCACCGCCGGAUAAUCAUCGUACGCCCUCACCCACACCCGCGAUAGGGGAAGAGAUCAACACCGAAGAUAUCCAUUCAAUAUCCAACACCUCACACAAACAUGAGGAGGUUCCUACUUCAUCCUCACAUGCUUUCGCACAUUUAGAAGAAGACUCCAGAUCGACCGCAAGUAGUUUUGUGACAGUUUCCGAAGAUCCUAGUCUUGAGUGGUGGACCCAAUGGCAGACGCUGGUUGGUGUUCCUCCAUCAUCACCGCUAUAUAACAUAACCGAACAAGCAAAUCUGUUGCAUAGUGAUGACGUACAAAUUCCAUCGCAAUCCAAUGCUGCCGUCAUAUCGGACGAUCACAGGUCCCCCAACGUGAAGGAAGAUAAAUCAUUACCAGGAACGCCGGGACACGUUGUCGAACUGUCAUCACCAUCGAUAUCUUCCCGAUCGUCAUCCUCAUCCUCAUCAGCCUCGUCGUCUUUAUCGUCAUCCUCAUCCUCAUCAGCCUCGUCGUCUUCAUCAUCAUCCACAAGCCAAACGAUGACACCUCAUCAGCCAACAUUGUGUAGCAGUCAACCUUCCAUCGAUGAAGUGUUUAUACCCAGUAAGGAGAAUAAUAGCACACCAAGUACAAUCAAAUUGCCAGUCACGGAAAUCCCAACUGAGUCAACGCCAUCGUCCUCGACAGACAAUCCCGUGAACGAUAACACAUUUCUCGAACUGCCAAAUUAUCCCGAAAACCUACAAAUCCGUAUCGAGAAGUUUAAAAACAAUUGGAAAAAGGGACACAAACUGAAGCGAAUUGUUAAACAAGAUGGCAAGCAGUACCGCAUAAUAAUAUCAGCAGACGGGGUAGUGAAGGUAUCUCUCCGAACUUCUGCAAUUGGUCUCUAACAUACCUUCCUAUUCGACCGAGAUAUAGUCGAACCAAAGUGCCCAUGUCGGAGAAAUAAAAGGUUACAUAACACCCUAGGGCUUCCUGGCUAUUGAAACCCAAUAGCAAUAGAGAAAGCAAAUCAAGGAAUCAAAAAUCAGAGGGAGGAAGAGAUGCCAUGUAACGCCCAAAAGUCAUGCUUUCGUUUUUGGGGUACAUUAUUAUUUUAAAUACCAUUUUUACUUACGUCCCCUAGUAGAAAGAAGUAUACUUAAAAUACAACAUUGGAACCCCUGGUGGCAAAUGGCGGAACUACGCAAAACUGUCAGAUUGGGAUCAGCUGCUGUCAUGAGAAAACAACAAUCGUUGUCCAGCCAAAAAGGUAUAAAAGGAGACGCAUUUCACACAAUCGAGAUCAGUCUUCUGUUGAUGGCUGGUAAGUCAAGUGUGAUUGGGAGGAAGAAAAGGCGCGCAACCUCGGUUGAAUUGAGUCUUAGUAAGCCAAACAAUAAGCCUUGACUAUUUGUGGAGACUGGACUGGACAGAACGCAGGGUCAAGUGAGGGUUGUAGCAAUACUCCCUAUUCUUCGGGCUGCGUUGACGGCGACUGAACGCAGGGUCAAGUGAGGGUUGUAGCAAUACUCCCUAUUCUUCGGGCUGCGUUGACGGCGACUGAACGCAGGGUCAAGUGAGGGUUGUAGCAAUACUCCCUAUUCUUCGGGCUGCGUUGACGGCGACUGAACGCAGGGUCAAGUGAGGGUUGUAGCAAUACUCCCUAUUCUUCGGGCUGCGUUGACGGCGACUGAACGCAGGGUCAAGUGAGGGUUGUAGCAAUACUCCCUAUUCUUCGGGCUGCGUUGACGGCGACUGAACGCAGGGUCAAGUGAGGGUUGUAGCAAUACUCCCUAUUCUUCGGGCUGCGUUGACGGCAACUGAACGCAGGGUCAAGUGAGGGUUGUAGCAAUACUCCCUAUUCUUCGGGCUGCGUUGACGGCGACUGAACGCAGGGUCAAGUGAGGGUUGUAGCAAUACUCCCUAUUCUUCGGGCUGCGUUGACGGCGACUGAACGCAGGGUCGAGUGAGGGCUGUAGCAAUACUCCCUAUUCUUCGGGCUGCGUUGACGGCGACUGACGUACUCAUCGGGCUGCUGCUGUGCCAAAGCUGCCGCCACCCGAUUCGUCGUGCGCGUAUUCAUCAGGCCGCCGCUGUGCCAAGCUGCCGCCACUACUACUCGCCGCUGACGUAUUCAUCGGGCCGCCGCUGUGCCAAAGCCGCCGCCACCCUAUUCGCCGCUCGCCUAGUCAUCGGGCCGCCGCUGUGCCAAAGCCGCCGCCACCCUAUUCGUCGCUCGCCUAUUCAUCGGGCCGCCGCUGUGCCAAGCUGCCGCCACCCGAUUCGUCGUGCGCGUAUUCAUCAGGCCGCCGCUGUGCCAAGCUGCCGCCACUACUACUCGCCGCUGACGUAUUCAUCGGGCCGCCGCUGUGCCAAAGCCGCCGCCACCCUAUUCGCCGCUCGCCUAUUCAUCGGGCCGCCGCUGUGCCAAAGCCGCCGCCACCCUAUUCGUCGCUCGCCUAUUCAUCGGGCCGCCGCUGUGCCAAGCUGCCGCCACCCUAUUCGCCGCUCGCCUAGUCAUCGGGCCGCCGCUGUGCCAAAGCCGCCGCCACCCUAUUCGUCGCUCGCCUAUUCAUCGGGCCGCCGCUGUGCCAAGCUGCCGCCACCCGAUUCGUCGUGCGCGUAUUCAUCAGGCCGCCGCUGUGCCAAGCUGCCGCCACUACUACUCGCCGCUGACGUAUUCAUCGGGCCGCCGCUGUGCCAAAGCCGCCGCCACCCUAUUCGCCGCUCGCCUAUUCAUCGGGCCGCCGCUGUGCCAAAGCCGCCGCCACCCUAUUCGUCGCUCGCCUAUUCAUCGGGCCGCCGCUGUGCCAAGCUGCCGCCACUACUAGUCGUCGCUCGCCUAUUCAUCGGGCCGCCGCUGUGCCAAAGCCGCCGCCACCCUAUUCGUCGCUCGCCUAUUCAUCGGGCCGCCGCUGUGCCAAGCUGCCGCCACUCUCUAUUCGUCGCUCGCCUAUUCAUCGGGCCGCCGCUGUGCCAAGCUGCCACCACUGCUACCCGUUUAUUAACAUUUCGACUGAACUUUGUGAUUUAGUGUUCUUCGUAAAAAGUUCUGAACGUGAUUUUAUUGUGUUUAGUGUAGUGUUUAGUGUUAUUUAAGGAAAUAAAUUUAUAACGUUUUAAGAAAAUA
This is a messenger RNA of Musca domestica (house fly), 7181 nucleotides long. RefSeq lists its product as uncharacterized. The transcript is spliced from 2 exons. NCBI's taxonomy places the organism in Eukaryota, Metazoa, Arthropoda, Insecta, Diptera, Muscidae. The coding region runs from base 3265 to 4959 and encodes 564 amino acids. The record is from RefSeq and is a predicted model, not a curated record.